Molecule: messenger RNA, 5824 nt
Organism: Lemur catta (Ring-tailed lemur)
Lineage: Eukaryota; Metazoa; Chordata; Mammalia; Primates; Lemuridae
Gene: THRB
Product: thyroid hormone receptor beta
Exons: 10
Coding region: 410-1792 (460 amino acids)
Biological process (GO): cell differentiation; positive regulation of transcription by RNA polymerase II; thyroid hormone receptor signaling pathway
Molecular function (GO): RNA polymerase II cis-regulatory region sequence-specific DNA binding; zinc ion binding; nuclear receptor activity
Source: RefSeq, a predicted model, not a curated record
UCUCUUCGCCCAAGGAGUUGACAUUUUGCAGGACUUGCGCGACGCCCCGUCGCCUGCGCUCCCCGGGACCCCGCCGCCGGGAGGAGGGGGCGGAGGAGGGUGGAGACUGCGGGGCUUGGCCAAGGAAGGCGCACAUCCUCGGGCGGGCGGCCGUGACGCGGCGAAGAUUAACUUUGCAUGAAUAAUGUGAGUGCGCUUGGAAAAGAGACCUUCUGCUCCCGGACUCCCCGGGCAAGCGCCCGCAGGCUGUCUGCCCCGGGCAGCGGCGCUCAACCCGACCGGCUCGAGGGCACUGAUCUGCAAUUUCCCUCCGGUUGGCCGUCCUGCGUGGGUGCCAAGUUCCACACAUGAGUUAAUGAAUAAGAAGGAGAUGUCAGUGAAGAAAAGGAUCCAGAAUGAUUACUAACCUAUGACUCCCAACAGUAUGACAGAAAAUGGCCUUCCAGCCUGGGACAAACCGAAGCACUGCCCAGACCGAGAGCACGACUGGAAGCUAGUAGGAAUGUCUGAAGCCUGCCUACAUAGAAAGAGCCAUUCAGAGAGGCGCAGCACGCUGAAAAAUGAACAGUCGCCACAUCUCAUCCAGGCCACUUGGACUAGCUCAAUAUUCCAUCUGGACCACGAUGAUGUGAACGAUCAGAGUGUCUCAAGUGCCCAGACCUUCCAAACAGAAGAGAAGAAAUGUAAAGGGUACAUCCCCAGUUACCUGGACAAGGACGAGCUAUGUGUAGUGUGCGGUGACAAAGCCACUGGGUAUCACUACCGCUGCAUCACGUGUGAAGGCUGCAAGGGUUUCUUUAGAAGAACCAUUCAGAAAAAUCUCCAUCCAUCCUAUUCCUGUAAAUAUGAAGGAAAAUGUGUCAUAGACAAAGUCACGCGAAAUCAGUGCCAGGAAUGUCGCUUUAAAAAAUGCAUCUAUGUUGGCAUGGCAACAGAUUUGGUGCUGGAUGACAGCAAGAGGCUGGCCAAGAGGAAGCUGAUAGAGGAGAACCGGGAGAAGAGACGGCGGGAAGAGCUGCAGAAAUCCAUCGGGCACAAGCCGGAGCCCACGGACGAGGAAUGGGAGCUUAUCAAAACUGUCACUGAAGCCCACGUGGCCACCAAUGCCCAAGGCAGCCACUGGAAGCAGAAGCGGAAAUUCCUGCCAGAAGACAUUGGACAAGCACCAAUAGUAAAUGCCCCAGAAGGCGGAAAGGUCGACUUGGAAGCCUUCAGCCAUUUUACAAAAAUCAUCACACCAGCAAUUACCAGAGUGGUGGAUUUUGCCAAAAAGUUGCCUAUGUUCUGUGAGCUGCCAUGUGAAGACCAGAUAAUCCUCCUCAAAGGCUGCUGCAUGGAGAUCAUGUCCCUUCGCGCUGCUGUGCGCUAUGACCCAGAAAGUGAGACUUUAACCUUGAAUGGGGAAAUGGCAGUGACACGGGGCCAGCUGAAGAAUGGGGGUCUUGGGGUGGUGUCUGACGCCAUCUUUGACCUGGGCAUGUCUCUGUCUUCUUUCAACCUGGAUGACACUGAAGUAGCCCUCCUUCAGGCUGUCCUGCUGAUGUCAUCAGAUCGCCCAGGGCUCGCCUGUGUUGAGAGAAUAGAAAAAUACCAAGAUAGUUUCCUGCUGGCCUUUGAACACUAUAUCAAUUACCGAAAACACCACGUGACACACUUUUGGCCAAAACUCCUGAUGAAGGUGACAGACCUACGGAUGAUUGGAGCCUGCCAUGCCAGCCGCUUCCUGCACAUGAAGGUGGAAUGCCCCACGGAACUCUUUCCCCCUUUGUUCUUGGAAGUGUUUGAGGAUUAGACUGACUGGCUUCAUUCUCAUAAUUCCUACAGCACUACUGGGUGUCGUUUCAUUCCAUUGCCUAGCUCCUUUUUGUUUGUGUCUUUGUUUCUUUGUGUUGGGAGGCAUUGUUCAGGGGUAAAGGGAGGUUGUCCUUGGCAUACUCACAGAUGAAACUGCCCCUUGAAUGGGAGUCCUUGUAGCUAUUGCAUUUCGUUCUCCAGUCCUUUGAUGUGAAUGCUUUGAAGGUUUUUCAGUUGUGGAGGUGGGGUAGGGGACGCUCAUUCACUCACCAGCACCAAGCCAUCACCAGCUCCCGCCUGUCCCUGGUCGGAGACUCGAGCAAGCAAAAUGGCGCUGCAGAAGAACAAAGAAGGCUUAAAACCAAGAUAACACGGCCAUUCUGAUCCAAUCCUGAUUUUUCCAGGGCUCAAGUUAGCAGUGCACAGACCACCUUUGGUUAGACGUGCUGUCAACAUUUUAGGGAAGGACUCAAACAAAUUUUCAUUUUCCAGCACUCUUUAUUCUCUCCUAGCAUCAUAACUUGGAGUGUACAGGAAUAUUUGUGGCCUAAAAAAUCAGCUGUCCUUUCAGUAUCAAUUUUAUAACCUUAUGAUUUAGUUCAAGUUAUACAAGGACAUAUAACUCAAGGAUGUGUAGCUAUUUGACUGACUGAGGCCAAAAAGGAAAAUAAUUGUCUUCAAUGAGCCCAAAGAAAUUAGAAAUCUUCACCAAUGUCAGUGACUCCACAGUUUCCAAAAAUUCACAUAGUAUUACCUCCCAGUAGGAAGUCUUUGCAGUGUAGGCUCAAAGAACAUUUCCACAGAAAUCAAACCUAUUUACAAGGAGUCAUCCCUUUUCAAUGGCAUCUGCUCUGUCAUCUCCCAAGCUCCUGAAGUUUUUUUAUCCUGGUUGCAUCUUUGCUGAACUGACAACAGAUUUCCCUAUGGAUUAAAUCUUCUAAUCAAGAAGAGAUAACAAGCUGAAAUGUGAGUCUUGUUCUGGAGGAAUUCUGAGGAGGAAUGAGUGUGGCUACAUUUUAAGUUGAAGGAAAAAUGCAGUGUUCUGAGAGCCCCUUCAGGAAGCUUGAGGAUGCUUCCUUCUGGUCUUAGAGCUUCAAGCUCUUUGCUUUACUCACAAAUGUCUCCCAGUCCCCCUUUUUCCUCCGACUUUGAGGCACUAAAUAGCUUGACUAUCUCUAAACAAAGACUAACCCCGCCACUGACCCUCUGCCCAAAAGGAGCACUCCCCUGACAGAAACUCAACAGAAAACACCUGCAGACCAUAUCCGCAGACACUCACUUUCUCUCCCCAUCCAACCCACCUCCCCAGCAACCUGCACUGGAGUAGCUUGUGCCCCGAAAACAAAGGGUGACACCUCAUCACUUCAACAUCAGAAAUUGGGCAAAGAAUGUACCCAUGUAAUUGAAUGUAUCUCAUUCUUCACUGGCAUAGUAGAUAUAAACUACUCCUUUGCCUGCCUUUUACUGCCUUAUCCUGGAAAUAUAGGGGAAAAUAAGCCAUAUCAGUGAGAUUUACCUAAAAGCAAAGGAAAGAAAGUCACUGUGAAAACCAAGUGGUCUAGUUUUUUGUAAGUUUGGUGGAGCAGAACUGGCCCAGAAGCUAGAGUAUCUGAGUCUCAGUUUGUGCUCUGCCAUCUGGUAGAUUUGUGACCUUAGGGCUUGGUUUUCUCACCUAGUGAAUAAGUUAUGAUCUCUGAAAUCCUUCCCACACUUAAUAUUGCAUGAAUUUCAGAUGGGGAAAUCUGAUUUUUCGGAUGGUUUCUUUCACAUUCAAAUUUCUAGCUUUAUUGGAUAAAAAGUAUAGCCCACUUCCCAGUUAAGGAAUAUAUAUUUGGUCUACAGCCAUACCUCCCUGAACGCGCCCGAUCUCGUCUGAUCUCAGAAGCUAAGCAGGGUCGGGCCUGGUUAGUACUUGGAUGGGAGAAAUAUAUAUUUGGUACUGACUGGAAAUACGAAUUUGAUAUAAUACCAGUCAACUAUUUGGAGGCCUUGGAAAAAGAAGAGGAACAGCAUCAAAAAUCUCAAGUAUGAUUGGAAAUAAUUGGGGGCAGGGGAGAAUUACAUGUUCAACGCACUAAAGCAAUUUUACUGGCUUCUGGGAAAAAGGAAACAUGAGCAUCACUAUGGAAUUUGUUAAUCAGAGAAAGGAAGUAGGUGAAGAGAUUAAAAUUAUAAGCAUGAAGUUCACGGGCAGAUUACCUGCUCUGACUUUACAGACAGGUUUUUGUGCCAUUUUUUUUUUUUUUUUUUUUUUUUGGUUUUGUUUUGUCUAGGCUUGCUUUGUUAACAUCUCAGUUUCCUCUGUUUGGCUCUCCUUAGAGAACUACUCUUUGAAAGAGAAACACUUAGCCACCUCUGCGCUCCAGGGGAACUCUGAGCAGCUUUGCUCUCUGGGGCAAGUUUUCUUCCAAAGGGCAUGAGAGGAAGGCAAGCAGGUGGGUACGGGACAGGUUCGUAGACUCCUGGGCACCAGGCCUUCUGGAAGAAGUUUCCUCAUUUUGUUUGAUAUAUACUGAUAUUCCGUAGUAUAUCAGACACCCAGAUUCAAAUGUAAGUAGAGAGCCUGAUCUCAAGCGAAAUCAGAAUGCCUUGGAGGUUAAUCACAAUUGGGAAUUCACCAAACAGUACAGCCUAUCUGCAGUAAUCCAGUAAGCCAGCCAGCCCCAAGGAAAGGAAAGUUUGAUCUUCAGUUCCUUGAGGGAUCGCCUGAAGCAGGCAAACCUCUGGUGUAGAAAUCUUGUUGAAGGCUGAAUACUUUAUGCUAAGUAGGACAAGCCUUAGAGUACUUCAGGCUGAAAGGAAAAGCUAUAGGACUCAAAGGUUCAUGAGCCUUUGAGCCGGUAGUCAAAGCGACUAAACUCAUUCCUUCUGAAACUGACAGAGGUACUUAGUGCAUCUCAAGACUCCAUCUCAUAAAACUCAAUCGUGGGGCAUUUGCUCUGGAUUUUUUUUUAAACAUUUUUUCAUGAAUUGUCCCAACUUUCAAAUCAAGUAUGGACUUGAUGGAAACACCCUUUGCACCUGCCCCCCACCGGGGGGAGACGUCCCGGUACAGGAGAACACACCCGUUACGCUGGGAUUCUUAUUUAUAAAUCACUUCACUUUAGAGAUGAGUGGUGUAUGUGCGUGUGUGUGAUUGUGUGCGCGUGUGCACGUGUGUUUGUAGCCCUCAAGUGUACUUUACUCUUCAAUUUAGAUGUGCAGUAUUUCCAGAAAUAGUGAAAAAAGUAAGAUCUUUCCUUCUUUAUGAUUCUGCUGAAAACACCACGUGCCGCCUCAGAGCUUUUUCUAGUCAAAUGAGCCUCAGUCCUCAAUGACGCGCUUGACGUGUUGAUGCCUCAGCCCAGCGAAGCCCCCUCCCUUGUGCCCCGAGUGACACCUCUUCAGUCCACAGUGCAGUCACCGGGUGGACUGCCAGGCCCCGGUGCUGCACCAGCAACGUCGUUCUCGUUGCUCCUCUGUGAACAGGGGUACAAGCCUUGGCCCCUCCUCGACACUACGCACCCCCAGACUCAGCCUCCAAGGAACCGCUGAGCACCCUCAAAGCAUGUCAUUGUCAGUGAUACCUUUUUAUUCUACAGAACUCUAACCUAUUCGUGUCAUAUUGACCUUUUGCUGCAUGAGUCAUAAAUUAUGAAAUCGGUCUUAUGGUUUUUGAAACGUAGCCAGCAUUUGUAAGGCUAAACCUUUUUCAUGAACUGAAUUGAAGUGAACAACCAAGCCACAGUUCCUCUUCAAAAGGAGAGUGAUGGCAGACAUUUGAAUCUCUUUGCCCUUUCCAACGGCUAUUGCAUCAGGUUCUAAAAUAAGCUCGUAAUUUUUCCUGUUAUUUUAAUAAUAUGGAAAUAUUAGCAUAGUGUUUCUUUUGAUAGUGAUAGACUAUAAUCCAUAUUUAAAUUUUAUAGAGAAGAAAUUUUAUUGUACUGUGAUGUAGAUAUUUAUUAUCCAGGUAAGGAUUUGCCCGGUGUGUAUUUUUUACAAUUGAGACAUUUUACUUUAAUCUUUAAAAAAAAAUACAUUAAACACACAC